This is a messenger RNA of Panicum hallii, 668 nucleotides long. RefSeq lists its product as uncharacterized. The transcript is spliced from 2 exons. Gene Ontology annotation, molecular function: structural constituent of ribosome. The coding region runs from base 113 to 412 and encodes 99 amino acids. NCBI's taxonomy places the organism in Eukaryota, Viridiplantae, Streptophyta, Magnoliopsida, Poales, Poaceae. Gene Ontology annotation, biological process: translation. Gene Ontology annotation, cellular component: ribosome. The record is from RefSeq and is a predicted model, not a curated record.
AAGAAGCCGGCUCGACGCUCGCCGAAUCUGGAGGUAGCACGACGUGGGGAGAGACGAGAAGAAGGCUCCAAGGAAGAGGAAGCUGAAGGCGAGCGAGUGGGGAGGGAGGAAGAUGAAGGUCCGCGCGUCGGUGAAGCGGAUGUGCGGGUUCUGCAAGGUGGUGAAGCGCCGGGGCAUCGUCUUUAUCCACUGCACCGCCAACCCCAAGCACAAGCAGCGCCAGGGCUUCUCCACCCUCGCCGAAGCCGCCGCAUCAUGCACCCACCUGCCGCCGCCAUCGCCGCCGCCUGCCAGCAGCACCGCCUCCGCCGCAGCGUUCACCGAGGCUUCCAAGGUGGCUAGGCAAGAGAUGUUUACAAAAUUUAAUUGGCCUCUGGGUUUAGCUGCCCUGCUCAAGAAUGGCGAAAAAUAAUGCAUCUGCUCUACUAUACGCUGACAAUUCAGAAGCAGAUUUGGCACUUUGAUAUUAAGUGAAAGUUUGUAGCGAAAACUUGAAGCUGUGUCAUUAUGAUGUAUUUUGCAAUCACUACUAGUCAGUUGAGUUGGUCCUGUGGUGGAAUAAUAUCAGCACAUAUUGUUACGCUCCUCAAUAUGUUUGCUUGUUCGAACAAAAUCUAUUACACAUUUGAAGAAAGCUGAUAUACAUGACUCUGCUAUUUAUCUUGCUG